Molecule: messenger RNA, 1185 nt
Organism: Colletotrichum lupini
Lineage: Eukaryota; Fungi; Ascomycota; Sordariomycetes; Glomerellales; Glomerellaceae
Exons: 3
Coding region: 1-1185 (394 amino acids)
Source: RefSeq, a predicted model, not a curated record
AUGCAGUUGACCCCGAUCAAAGUCCGAGGCAAGCGUGGCAAACCCGCUUCCUCCAAACCACAGACCAAGGAAUCAUCAUCAUCACUGGCGAAGAAGCGGGCGUCACGCCUUGCAAGUCGUCCAGUCGCCAAACGCUUCUCGCUCUUUGAGCAGAACUUUCCCCUUGAGAUCGCCGAGCAUAUAUUCAUCCUCAGUGAGAAUCUCAAUCUUCCCCGUUGCAGCCCGCGCAUCGGCGCUCUGCUGUCUGGGCGAUCUACUCUUGUCAACAUCAUCAUCGCCGCCUUCCAUCCGACCUGGGACUGCUGGUUUGGUGUCGAUAAGCGAGUGAUCAAGACGGCUUUGAAACAAGGCGCCGCAGACGACGGGCGAGGACUAUGGCGUUAUGAGAGCUUCCCUGAGUUAUUCCCAGGUGAUUCUGAAUUUCAGUCUUCGCUACUGAGCAGUCCAUGGAUCAACGUAGACGUCAUCUUUGAGGCCCGACAGGUCUGGGCUUGGCGCUUCGCUCGUAACAGGUGGUACUCACACUCCCACGUGAGCCUCAAGAAUGAAGAAGAUACAGAGCAGGAUAACCCUCUCGAAUCACCACAUGAUCGAGUAGGCGGCUUCGGUCACUUUGACUCCCGCGGGUGUUUCGAAUACGACUGGCUCUCCUACGGCCUCAACGGCUCCAAACCGGCACUCGACUUUUACGUUGACGUACACCCAAAGACGACGAUCCCAGACGAUAUCCUCACCGGCCCGUGGACGCUCGAGCAGCAGAGGCUUCUUUUCUGGCUCCGGAGAGGCGGCGCCAAGAUUCAGCCAGAGACUCAGACUUGGGAAACUCUUCGCGUCGGCCUCCAAAAUGCCGUCACGCAUCGCAGUUCAGGCAACCUAGACGGCCGCUUGAUCGAGAUGCUCCUCCUGGUGGAAGAUUACUUCCCCUCGCACGCAGUGGAAGACAACGCGUCGCUGUGGCCGCUCGAAAUUCUGGAGGAAGAGCACGAUAAAGUUGGUCGGCUGCUAGCCGCGAGGGCCCGCAGUACCGCGGGGCCUCUGUUUGAGCUCGUUGAACUUGAGAAACGGAUGAUUGAGUACCAUCGCCGCGUGGUCGAUCUGCUUACAUCAAGACUUAGCCGCCACGAUCGAUUGGCGCCGUCUUCGAUCAUGGCUGCUGGUCUUCUACCUCAGCCGCGGAAUCGUUGA